Galleria mellonella (greater wax moth) is the source of this 3729-nucleotide messenger RNA. It is a transcript of the gene GLS, whose product is annotated as glutaminase kidney isoform, mitochondrial. Gene Ontology annotation, biological process: L-glutamine catabolic process. Gene Ontology annotation, molecular function: glutaminase activity; protein binding. The transcript is spliced from 10 exons. The record is from RefSeq and is a predicted model, not a curated record. Bases 108 to 2030 code for a protein of 640 amino acids. NCBI's taxonomy places the organism in Eukaryota, Metazoa, Arthropoda, Insecta, Lepidoptera, Pyralidae.
GUAUACGGGGCCGGAUAGUCGACGCUUGCGCUCUGGCAUCGUACGACGAAGCGCCAGCGCGAACUGAUGCCCGACUUAUCCCGUCUUUUUUGUGGUACGUGGUCACCAUGAACAGCCGUAGGCUCCUCCGUCUCGCUAUCGUCCCCAGGCCCGUUUUCCAACCAGCAUGCGUCUGCUGCCGUCUUUACAGUCAAGUGAGACCCGUCUAUGUUAUAAGCAAACCCGAAAAAUGGCGCAAUUCUGCACCGCAUUUUUACUCUGUUCAAACUAUCGAAAUGAGACCAUACUCGUUCGUGCACAACCUUGAUCCAGUACAAGUUCGAGAAGGAUCGCAUAAAAAUGCUGAUGAUGUUUUAUUCGAUAUGUUCAAAAAUGAAGACACUGGACUUCUACCAGUUGGAAAAUUUUUGGCCGCCUUGAGAACAACUGGAAUAAGAAAAAAUGACGCACGCGUCAAAGAAGUUAUGCUUAAUUUAUACAAAGCACACAAAGAGUCAAAUUUUGAGGGAGGUUCUCCAGAGACAUUGAAAUUAGACAGAAAAACAUUUAAAGAAGUGAUCGCACCAAAUAUUGUUUUAAUAACAAGGGCAUUUCGUAGUCAAUUCGUCAUUCCAGAUUUUCAGGAUUUCAUCAAAGAUAUAGAAGAAAUGUAUUGGUCAGCUAAAAGUAAUACAGAUGGCAAGGUUGCCAGUUAUAUUCCACAACUAGCAAGAGCAAGUCCUGAGAAUUGGGGUGUUAGUGUAUGCACGAUAGAUGGUCAAAGAUUUUCUAUUGGUGACGUGACAGUUCCAUUCACUCUGCAAUCAUGCAGCAAGCCACUGACAUAUGCUAUGGCACUAGAGACUCUGGGCCCUGACGUGGUGCAUAAAUAUGUUGGCACAGAGCCCAGCGGACGCAACUUCAAUGAACUCGUAUUGGACUAUAAUAUGAAACCACAUAAUCCUAUGAUCAAUGCUGGGGCAAUCCUAGUGUGCUCGUUACUGAAAACAUUGGAUAAACCAGAGAUGACUCUGGCCGAAAAGUUUGACUACGUGAUGUCAUUCUUCAGCCGCUUGGCUGGCCAUGAAGUGUUAGGUUUCAAUAACGCUGUAUUUUUGUCUGAACGCGAAGCUGCCGAUCGGAAUUAUGCACUUGGAUUUUACAUGCGUGAGCACAAAUGUUAUCCGGAGAAAACUAAUCUUCGAGAGUGUAUGGAUUUUUAUUUUCAGUGUUGUUCUAUGGAGGCAAACUGUGAUAUUAUGUCAAUAAUGGCAGCGACACUAGCUAAUGGCGGCAUCUGUCCUAUUACCGACGAAAAAGUCCUACGGCCCGAUUCUGUGAGGAAUGUGCUGUCACUGAUGCAUAGCUGCGGAAUGUACGAUUACUCCGGACAAUUUGCUUUUAAAGUGGGACUGCCGGCAAAGUCUGGAGUGUCAGGAGCGAUGCUUAUUGUAGUACCUAAUGUUAUGGGAAUCUGCACGUGGUCCCCACCCCUUGACCCUCUCGGGAACAGUUGCAGAGGACUGCAAUUUUGUGAAGAACUAAUCCAAAGAUUCAACUUCCAUAAGUACGAUAAUAUUCGUUAUGCAAGUCAUAAGAAAGAUCCUCGACGGUACAAGUUUGAGUCAACGGGCCUUAGUAUUGUCAAUCUUCUAUUUUCUGCAGCAAGUGGUGAUCUCAGUGCUUUGAGAAGACAUCAUUUAUCUGGUAUGGAUAUGACCUUAUCUGAUUAUGAUGGCCGAACAGCGCUUCAUUUGGCGGCUGCAGAGGGCCAUUUGGCCUGCGUUGACUUUCUCCUUGCUCAGUGUGCUGUUCCUCAUGACCCUAGAGAUCGCUGGGGCAGCCGUCCGCUAAACGAGGCCGAGACUUUUGGUCAUACAGCCGUAGUACAAUACUUAAAAGAAUGGGAGUUAGCCCAUCCAAAUGACCAAGAAAAUGACGCAUCUACAUCGGCGGUGGACGAAAUUCUUGAAAAAGGGGAUGCUAAUGAUGCUGUUAAAGAUCCUAGUAUACAAGAGAUAGUGUCUAGGAAUGGCGACAAAGUACACUAAAGAAGAAUCUCGAUCAAAUUACACAGCAAUCUCACCCAGUAGGUAGUAAUACAUACUUAUAAAAAGAAGAAUAAUUUUAUAGACGAUCUCAUGGUUGUAUCGAUGUUAUAAAAAAGUAUUCGGAUUAGAUAGAAAAAAUAUUAAUGGCAAUAUAUGUUUUUUGGACUUUCUGCACUUGAAUUCAAAUAUAGUGAAUAAUAUUUGUGAUUCUGGUUUUGCUUAUGUGAGAUUAAUAAAAUUGAUAAUUGGUUUCCUAAAACACACGAUCAUAAAUCACAAAAUCAAUAAAUUCACUAAAUUCAAAAAGCUUUUGAUGAAAUAUAAUAUUUUAUUGUAUUUGAGAUUUUGAUGCAUCUAAGAUCACUCGGUUACGCGGUACUAAUGAUUUUUAAAUCAGUGUUCAACAAAUUAUAUUCGAGUCAAGUAAAAUAUAUUGGUUAUAAUGAUAAUCUCAGUAAAGAUAGGUUAGAUUGAUGGUAUAGAUAGGCUAGGGGUAUAAUUAAUUAUUUUGCUUACUCAGAAUUACUUUUUUUCAAUUAUUAGGUGAGUUAUCAAAUAUUAAACAAAAAUGGCUUUGAAAUCUAUCCGUAUGUGCUUAUAUACUUAUUAUUCUUGUCAAAAUAUUAGAUAAAAGAUUUGCCUAUAAUAUCUAAUGAUUAGCCUAUCAGCGAAAGCGCUUUGAACCGUUGUAUUUAUUUUAUAUGUUCUUUGUUAUAUUUAUCGAAACAUACGAUACGGACAAAGUAGGUAGUAGAUUUGUGUCGCCGAAAUAGGUACAGAGUAUUUCUGCCGUCAACCAUUAGGUGCCUUUUCACGUGUUCUAACAGUUGUGGCCCUAAGUGACAAAAUUUAUCAGUAUCAAAUACAGUUUUCACAUUAUCAUCAUAUCACCUAUUUUACUGUUGAAGAUAAGCCUUCCCCUUGAGUUCUGCCCGUAGUUGCCAUGCUUGGCAGGAGGGUUAGCAACUGUAGUUUGGCAUUGGUGACGUUUAAUAGGAACUUACAUGUCCUUAAUCGCCUCUUAUGAAAUCUACAGAAAAGGAAGGGGUGGUUCAUUCUAUGCCGGGAUCACACGCUUUUCAUAUAUCCAGUACUAAGUAAAUGUCAACCAGAUUGUGUAAAUCCACUAAGAAAACUCAGUGUAACCACUGAGUCAAGAGGCAUAACAUCUUCAAUAUCAGAACGCCAGACGCGAGCAUAAGUAUUACUGUAUUUACGGCCUGUUACCUAUUGGUGUUUUUAAAAAGCGUAAUAUGUAACUAUGUUCUUAUAUUGUUCAAGUCUAUAUGUGAUAGAUACCACUGUCAAUCUCGUCUAGUAGUAAAAACAUAUGAGAGGUGCCAUGAGCAAUCUGUGAUGCCCCAUGAUAUUGAGUCUAUAGAUGAUGAUUACCUACCACUUACCAUCAAAUGGACUGUCCAAAUAUUUACCAUUUCAAGUGGACUAAUAAAAAAACUGCUUUUUGACAUUCCAUUUAUUUUUAUAUAACAUUAUUGGAAUUUUUUCCAUAUUUAGUGUUUCAAUCAUUGGAAUGUUCAAAUGCUUUGAUUAUGGUUAAACUGUGAAACAGAUUACUUAAUAAUCACAAAGAAAGACAAUAAAUAUACAUUAUUAUUGUAGUGUAGUUUAUAUAUAGAUAUUUCAUAAUUGAUGUUGUCCAAAUAUAAUUAUGUCAAUUAAAUAAACUGUUGAAUUGAAA